This is a messenger RNA of Lycium barbarum (goji berry), 3948 nucleotides long. Its product is annotated as protein SIEL. The coding region runs from base 192 to 3272 and encodes 1026 amino acids. Gene Ontology annotation, biological process: intercellular transport. Lineage: Eukaryota; Viridiplantae; Streptophyta; Magnoliopsida; Solanales; Solanaceae. The record is from RefSeq and is a predicted model, not a curated record. Gene Ontology annotation, cellular component: endosome. The transcript is spliced from 8 exons.
GCAAAAAAAAAAAGAAAAAAAAUAAAUAGCUUUCUUGAUCAUCUAGGUGUCACGUCACCUCUCUUAUGCCUAGCUUUAUAUUAUAUAUAUAUUAUAUAAUGUUUCGGACCCAGAGGAGGAGUGUUAUUCAUUGACCAAUAGGCAGAACCUCACGCCUUCGUCCACCGCCGUCACGCCGCCAUCCAACACCGAUGGAACACCUACUCCGGCGUAAUUUGGAGACCAGCGAAAACAACAGUCCUCAAAAAGCUCUCUUACAAGCUCUUUCUCUCAUAUCCAACCCUUCCACUUCCAACUCUACACUUUCAUCCAUCUCCAAUACCCUAAUCCUAACCCUCAAAACCCCUAACUCUAACCCUUUUAUCCACCAUCACAUUCUUCGCCUCUUCUCUCUUCUCAAAAACCCUAACCCUAACCUCACCUCCGCCCUCCGUCAAUUCUCUUCAUCCUCCACGCGCUCACUCGCCGACACCCUCGCGUGUAGCAACAUCUCUGUUAAUGAUGAAGAAUCAACAUCCGUCCCUUCAACAGCCUCCACGCGCUCACGCGCCGAUGAACUCGCGUGUAGUAACGUUAACGCUAAUGAUGAGUCUACCUUACUCCCUUCAACAGCCUCCGCGAGCUCACUCGCUGGUGCACGCGCGAUUACUAACGCUGAUGAUGAAUCCACAUAUGUCCUUUCUGCAACAACCUCCACGCGCUCACUAGCCGAUGCACGCGCGUGUAGUAACGCUGAUGAUGAAUCAGUAUUCGUCCCUUCAACUACCUCCACGCGAUCACUAGCCGAUGCAUUUGCGUGUCUCCUCUCCAUCUCCGAUAGUAACAACGUUAACGUCAAUGAUGUGUCGACAUUCCUGUCUCUUGUUUUUAAGCCUUGUGUUUCGGUUCGUCAUUGGUUGCUUUUAAAUGUGAGUAGAUUUGAGAUAAGGCCGUCUGUUUUGCUUACGGUACUGCUAGGGUUUACGAAGGAUCCUUAUCCGGAUAUUCGAAAUGUUGCUUUGAUUGGAUUAGCUGAUUUGUGCAAGUGUGUUCUUGUGGAAGAUGGAGGUCUUAUACGAGGUUGCUAUUUUCGAGCUGUUGAGUUUCUGUUUGAUUUUGAGGACUCCGUACGAUGUUCUGCUGUUCGUGCGGUUAGUGCAUGCGGGCAGUUGAUUGUGUCAUCUACACAAGGGAGAAGUAAAGGGGGCUGGUCUGAUGCAUUAUUUCUGCAGCUAUGUUCAGUGGUGAGAGACAUGAGUGUUGAGGUCAGGGUUGAAGUUUUUAAUGCCCUAGGGAAGAUUGAAAUUGUUUCUGAAUAUAUUCUUUUACAAAUGCUAUAUAAGAAAGCUUCAUCUGCAACAAACAAAAUGGAUUUUCCUGGCCAGUACUCUGAGAAAUUGUUCAGGAUACCAGCGACGAGUGCCAGUUUUGCUUUUCUACAUGGACUGGAGGAUGAUUUUGUUGAGGUAAGAGAAUCUGCUUGCCGAGCUUUGCGAACGUUAGCGAUCCUUUCUGCUGAGUUUUCUAAAGAGGUUGUGAACUUGUUGAUGGACGCACUUAAUGAUGAUUCGGUGGCUGUAAGAUUACAAGCUUUAGAUACAAUGCAUCAUAUGGCAAUGUUUGGCCAUCUAAAGGUGCAACAAGAACGUCUACACAUGUUUCUUUGGGUUCUACUAGACAGUCACAGCUUGAUAAGAUGUACAGCGAGGAAGGUACUAAAACUGACGGAACUACCGAGCUUAGAUAUGUUCAAAAUGUGUGUUAAUGGACUUAUAAGAGAUUUGGAACUGUAUCCCCAGGAUGAAGCUGAAGUCUUUUCUGCUUUGUUCAUGAUUGGUCAAAACCACGGAAAGUUUUUAGUCAGCUUGAUUAACGAAGUUUCCCAAAUGAUAGAGCCCUCUUCUGGAGGCAAGUUGGGUUAUGACAAUGUGAGGAAAGCUUCAUAUCUAGUGUUAGCCACCUCCGCACCAGUCUCAUUGAAGCAGCGAACUUGCAGUAUUCCACCGCGAAUAUUCUCUUAUGCUGUCACACUAUUAGGGAGAGUCUCUCGCAGUUUGGCUGAUAUAGUUGACCAGAGAACACUUUUGGCUUAUCUUUCUUAUUGCAGUAGAUUCACAUUUGUUUCUGCAUCAGAGUUUUUUAAAAUGGAAGAGCAGCUGGAGAAAGGUGAUGUUCUAUUGACACAAAGACGCGAAAUCUCUAAAUAUCACGCUGGGAGGAAAUUACAGCUGAAGGAAGCAGAAAGCUCGCAUUUAGACUUCCAGAUUGAGCAUAAUAAAGAGAUAAAUUGUGUGAAUAUCAUGCUUCAGGUGGUAAUAGACAUUUGGCCAUCACUGAAACUUGGGUUGAUCGAUGAAGUCACUCAGACACGGAGGUUGAGUUUGAAGGCAGAAUUAGGAACGAUAUCAAAUAACAAUCAUAGGGGUGGGUUAGUGUUUGCUUUGCAGUAUAUAGAUGCUUUGGAACGACUUGGACACUUAUGGUCACACUUGGUGUUCUCCAAGGAGUUCUACUUUCAUGAAUGGGGGAAAUUGGAGUGUUCUUUGAACAAACUGGACAGAUGCCUGAGGGAUAUGAGAUAUAAGUUAGUAGGUUUAACCAAGGAGGACAAUUUUCUUAUCUUAGAGUUAAUAAUUGCUCAUGGUAUAUUGACACUUUGUAAUAUUGAAACCUGUGCGAACAAGACUACUCUAAAGAAGUUACAUUCUGUGAUAUCUUGUAUUGAACAUAUUUGUGGAGAAGGAUCCACUGAAUCAUCCAAUUUUCUGGUUGAAGUUCAGAAGUCAUUGAGUGAGAGUAACACCUCUAGUUGUCCAAUCUUGGACAAUCCAUAUCUCCUUCUGAAGUCACUUGAGUAUUUUACUCCAAGAAAGGUAGUUACGUCGAGGAAUCUCAAAUAUAUGGAAGCUGAACUGCAUUGUCAAGGCAAUGAAUUUCAAAAUCCUCUUCCGUUCAUCUCUGGGCUGCCUGUGGGUGUAUCUUUAGAUAUCACACUCCAUAACAUCUCGAGCGAGAAUAUGUUGUGGAUAAAAAUGAGUCUUGAAGAGAAAUUAACUCAAUUUGUUUUCCUGGAUUUGCAUGAGACCGAAGGACACGAUGAACUGAGGAAAUUCACAUUUGUUGCACCCUUCUACCAAACCCCCAAGGCAAACUAUUUCUCAUUGAAGAUCUGUAUUGUUCUAGAGUGCAUGUCUGAUGAUGAACGGUUGUGCAGGAGCCGUGGAGGUCCUAAGCAUGAAGUUGCUCAUCUCUGUGAAGAAAAAGAAGUGUAUUUUUCCGUCGAAGUUAGGUAACUGUUUUUCAAUAUGAUCAAGUGUGGCCCAAAGAAAACUAUAGUUUUCUGAAUUAUGCUGCUCACUGGCAAAUGCUGCUGCAACCAGUUGCUGGAUUUUUACAAUUUUCUCCUUAUCAAAUAGUAAUGACCACAGACUGCCCAUAGAACAAGAGUUGUAAGUGAGCAAAGCGAUAACUUUCCAAUGAGACCAGGUGGCAGAUCAGGAGCAGGAUGGCUUCGUAACAACAGUAAGGCAAAAUUUUGAAGUAGAGCUUCAAAAGCCAGACCCUAGCCAAGGCUUUGACAUUAGCAAGGCAAAUGGGCUAAUAUGCCAGCAACCAAAGAAUUUUAGAAAGUGCAGAACUUUAAAAAUUGGUUGGUGUUAACUCAACAAUCAACAUGCCUAAACUGGUUUUGAAUUUGAUCAUCUCAGGCAUUAUAUUAUCAAGUAUAUUGUUCUGCUAGUUGUAGCCAUCAAAGGGUCCCAUGCUAUGUACAGUGUAUACAGGAAACUGGAACUGACAUGUAGCUUAUCCAGAAUGGAUAGUGAAUGUAUGACCUGGGAGUUGUAAGUUAAUCAUGACUUUGAGGUUAGUGCAGCAAUUUUUUUUAUACUUAAAUAGGAAAAGAACAAGAAAAUAUGGUCUAUAUUACUGAUUUCUGUAGCUAGCCCCUGAUCUGUUAUGCAGCUCCAA